AGAAGGGAGAAGAUUUUGAGGAUAUUUGUUUGGACUUAACGUAUUUUCGUUGUGUUAUAACGAUUGAUUUGGUUAUUUCAACGUAUAUUCAGUGUGGAUGUAUUGAUAAGAUCGAGUAUAGUGAGUAAGAUGUGAAUAUUACCAUUUUAGACAAAGAUUAUAAACUGACUGACCAAUGGCUGUUCUCGUUACCUCCCUUCUAACAUCAACAAAUUUGUUAUGACCAAACAAGUUCUUAUUAUUGGUCAUUCCUUUGUGCGGAGAUUUGAACAUUUUGUUUUAAACAAUUUGGACAGCCGGGUGAACGAAAACUUGAAUUUGAAUAGGGAUGAGGUUCAGAUUUGUUACAGUGGACAUGGUGGCGCUUCUCUAGAGAGGAUUCGCGCUCUUGGACUCGCUUACGUAAGGGAAUACAGCCCGGAUGUUGUCAUUAUUCAUGCCGCUUCUAAUGACUUGUGCAAACCUGAGAAAACUGUUGACAUUAUUUUUAGACAUUUAGUUGAAUUUAUUGUGGACCUACGGUAUGGAGAAUCAGUAAAAUCCGUGGUAAUUUUACAAACAUUGCACAGAAUUGCUCCCCUAAGGCGCACACGCUACGAGGUCAAUUUGCCUUGGUUCAACAGCAGGGUGGAUGAACUGAAUAGGAGGAUAUCAGAUUACACAAAGCAAGUUGAUGGUGCUGAAUUCUUCCGUCUCUCAGGAUUUUGGAACCCCUCUACUAAGUCCGGUGUAUACCUUGAUGAUGGUGUCCAUUUAAAUAAGCAAGGAAACAUCAAAUAUUACAAUAACAUUAAAGCUGUUGUUGUUUCUGCUCUAAAAUCUCUGCACAAUGAUGAAUCAGGGUGGGAGAGGUCGGCGAAGAAAUAGGACUGUUCCUCCUGCCGCAGCUGGAUCAGCUACACAAAGGGUAGUGAUGAAUGAGGAAGUAGAUGGUAGCUCCCAGAAUGCAGUGCAGCUUCAGGUCCCACCUAUACAGCCGCAAUUGGUAGCAGCAGUGACCGAGCAGGUGCUACAGGCCCUUUCCAAAGAGGAGAAAAGGGGUACUAAAAGGAGCAAAGGUCAAAAAAGUUCCAAACAUAAAAAACCGAGAACGCCAAGCUCUUCAGGUUACCCUUAAAACAAAAUAUGGCAAGAAUUCAAGGUAGGAGAACCUGUAACUGUGAAAAUAUUGGAUUUUCAUUGGCUGCAUCCAUCACUGAAGAAAUACUCUUUGUUCCUAUUUUCUCUUAUGGAGAAUUACCUGAAAACUCCGUAUUCAGUUCCUACAUCAUUCUUGGAAUAAAUAUUAUGGCAAGAUUCCUGGGCCUCGUGACAAUGAUAUGUGCAGUUGUGUGUAUUGUAUUUGCUAAGAGAGAUUGUAUAUUCAGUGUAAAUCGAUCCUCCGUUAGGAACAUUACGUUGACU
Messenger RNA from Saccostrea echinata, 1404 nucleotides. RefSeq lists its product as uncharacterized. The transcript has 3 exons. NCBI's taxonomy places the organism in Eukaryota, Metazoa, Mollusca, Bivalvia, Ostreida, Ostreidae. The record is from RefSeq and is a predicted model, not a curated record. Bases 830 to 1117 code for a protein of 95 amino acids.